AUGUGUCGCUCCCAACCAAACAAACACUCCUCGAAGAAUCCAGCUGCGCCCCGCAGAUUGGUUCGUCGUCCCGUUCGCCGCAGCGACAAUCGAUCGGUUCGUGCUCGUGUUCUCGAGGCGAUACAAAAUGCACCGUUGUUGCGUGCUCGCAUGCUCGAGGACCUAGAACGACGGGCUGCCCAACGACGGGCUGCGCAACUGAAGGCUACCUCAACUCAUCACGGGAUCCCACCAGCAGUGGUGCUGGCUAUACAGGAGGCUGUCGAUGCCUUCGUUGUUAGUUUUUUUGAAGACGCCAGCAACCGUGCCGCAAACCAAGACGCAAACGAUGGAAACACCAACAACACACUCUGA
Molecule: messenger RNA, 354 nt
Organism: Seminavis robusta
Lineage: Eukaryota; Bacillariophyta; Bacillariophyceae; Naviculales; Naviculaceae
Source: the annotation of a GenBank genome assembly